Molecule: messenger RNA, 3057 nt
Organism: Salvelinus sp. IW2-2015
Lineage: Eukaryota; Metazoa; Chordata; Actinopteri; Salmoniformes; Salmonidae
Product: AT-rich interactive domain-containing protein 3B
Biological process (GO): regulation of transcription by RNA polymerase II
Cellular component (GO): nucleus
Molecular function (GO): DNA binding
Source: RefSeq, a predicted model, not a curated record
UCUAUUAUGUACUAUUUAAUAGGCUCUAGUUUGUAUGGACUGUGACAAGUGUUGCCAUUCUCAUAAGAUUGCCAUUCUCAUGAGAUUUGCAUACGCAUAGUCUAUUCAGCCAACGCUGCGCUGGAACUCUGGAACUUGUUGCUGUCACUGGGCGGGCCCUAAUGAUGUUGUACGCCUAGACGGGGGGUGUAAUUCAAGUGAAGGAAAAUCGAGUCAAGGGAGUUACCUCAACGGCUAGUUUUUCGAGAUAUGAGAUCGGGCCAUAUUUCAUGUYCGUCUUUCUCUAAAUUAAAAAAAGAAGUGGAGAAAGAUACAAUUGAGAGUUACACAGCCAACAUUCUGCCUAUCUGCUGGUGGACAAAUUUACCCCCCCCCCCCGUGCAUGCCCAAUUUCUCUGUGUUUACAAGUGAUUGAAACCGUGCCAGCGAAGAGGGAAAAGGAUAACCUAGGAAGGAGGGAUGGUGGACAAUUCCGGUAGCAGCAAGGCACAAAUGCCCAGCAUGUCACAGGAGAGUGGUCUGGGGGGUGUCUAUCCUCAGGGAGGCACRGCAGGAGGAAUGAAGCUGGAGGCUGUCAUGGAGCAGCUGCAGCGCCAGCAGCAGGCCAGGCUGGAGAUGGAGUGCAAAGAGAGGCGGCUCCGUGAGGCCCACAUCAUGUAUGCACAGCAGGUAGCAGCGCAGCAGGCCAUCCUGGCCGCGGCUAGGGCCUCUGGAGCUGGCUUCAUGGGCAAGGCCCUGGUUGGAAGUGGAGGUGCAGGGAUACCCAUAGAAGGCCCACUGUCCCGGGUCUCCAACCAGAGCAGUGUGGACUCAGAGAGGGAGGAUGAGGAGGGCAGAGGCCGGGAUUCAGGGGAUGAUGAGGAGAUGAUGGAUGGAGAUGAGGGGAGCGAGGAGGAAGAGGGAGGGGCUAGUGGUCUUGAGUACCUCCGCAAGCAGACACUGGCUCUACAACAGGGUGCCUCCCACCUCCCAGCGAAUCCAUUUGGUAGUUACUCUACCUCGGGCCCCCAGCCUGCCCCAUUGCCACCCGUCAGGGUGAAGCAGGAGCCUGACGAGAGCCGCUCUCCUGCAGGGCCCCACUCUGCCUCCUCCCCCAACGGGCAGGCCGACUGGAAUAGCUUUGAUGAUCAAUUAAAACAGAAUGGGAGCGCUGCUUGGGCUGAUGAGAAUGACAGUGGAAGAGGAAGAGGAGGAGAGGCCUCCAGAGACUUUGCUAAGCUGUAUGAGCUUGACAGUGACCCCAACAGAAAGGAAUUCCUGGAUGACCUGUUCACCUACAUGCAGAAAAGAGGGACUCCAGUGAACCGCAUCCCCAUCAUGGCCAAGCAGGUUCUGGACCUGUACAUGCUUUACAAGCUGGUGACAGAGAAGGGCGGCCUGGUGGAGGUCAUCAACAAGAAGAUCUGGAGAGAGAUCACCAAGGGCCUCAGCCUGCCCACCUCGAUCACCUCUGCUGCCUUCACCCUCCGCACACAGUACAUGAAGUACCUGUAUCCCUUUGAGUGUGAGAGGAAAGGUCUAAGUUCGCCAGGCGAGCUUCAGGCGGCCAUCGACAGUAACCGCCGGGAGGGCCGUCGUCCCAGCUACAGCAGCAGCCUCUUCCGCUUCUCCUCCAGCACAGCCCCUCACAUCCUCUCCCCUCCCAAGAUGCACCUGUCUGCACUGGGGGCGGGGGCCGCUGGGAGCCUCAACGGCCUGCUGGCCUCACCCGUCCACUCUCUCAAAAAAGAAGAGAUCACCCCCUCCAUGAUAGCAGCGGCUCGUGGUUCCUCMAUGUCCCUGGCGCUGGGGCAGCAGCAGAUGUCAGGGCUGGCGCGAGCUGCCACUCUGGAGCAGCUGAGGGAGAAGCUGGAGACUGGCGAGGGCCCUGAGAGGAAGAUGGCACGCCUGGCAGAGGAGCAGCAGCGUCURAUGCAGCAGGCCUUCCAACACAACCUGCUUGUCAUGGCCUCCCAGGUCCCCAUGAACCUGCGCCUGGGAAACAGUGCCACCGCUAGAGUGGGUUAUGCAGAUGUAUGCUGCAAGACACCCACAAGGAAAUAUGAGAAGCAGCAGGACAUGGCUCUGAGCAUCUCCACCAAUGGAUCUGCUAGCAUCAGUGUGUCUGUGGAGGUCAACGGCACACACUAUUCAGGAACCCUGUUUGCACAGAAGUCAGGCGCAACAGGGACUAGCGUGUCCACUGCGGCCACAGUGCCCCCUGCUGGAUCCAGCGCUGGGUUUGGGUUCGCCACCUCUGCUCAUAGCCACAGUCCAAGCUCCUCCUCYUCUUCCAAGGGGCCUUGCUCGGCCGAGCCCUCCGCCAGUGGCUCACCUUAGCUCAGGCCACCCUACCACCCACUCUCCAGGCUUUUCCUCACCACCGAGRCCUAGCAUGAAUACAGUACAUUGAUAAAUCGAUAAGAAAAAAACUGUUGCACAACAAAUACCUCAUCGCUCCUGUCAACCUUGGCUACCCAUUUAUGAAUACACAAUUCACACACCCAAUUACAUCUCAAGAAAACAUGCACCCACACACACACCUAUGCAUUUUACACACUCGACACACAUGUACACAAACACACAUGCAUUUCAGACACCCAGCACAGAGAGACUCUUAUACCAAAUGCAUGCUAAACACAAUCAAAGCGCUCAGCCAAAACCCACUGACAGGUGUUCACAACUGAACUUGAAGAGUUUUAUUUUAUGAUUUUGUUUGUUGCCAUUUGUAUUUUAWUUUUAUUUUUUUAUAAUUUUUUUAGUUAUCUUUAUACAUAUCUAAAAACAAGUAACCUGCAGUGGUAUCUUUACCUYAGGAGCUGUAGURUACUUCACCUGAAUUAACUUUAUUUUUGUAUCCUUUUUGAUCUUGUUGAAAUCAGGGGAAUUUUGGGGAAUUUCACAACGGAACCUCACUCACCUCAGCACACCUCCUACGCAUUUAUACAGUAACUCUAUCACAACGCUCGAGUUGCCAUGACGACGGUCCGUAGCCUUUUUACUUCUGAGUGCACUACAUUAUUGAUCCUACAGAUCGCCAUGUAAUACCUCGUAUACAGUAGUCACUCCCACAAUCAA